AUGAAAAUUUUAGUAGGUAUAUUAAUUGUAACUGUACUGAAGUGCACUUCUCUUAGUGCUGCGCCAAUAUCACCUAUUAGUGGUAAAUAUCAAAGCACGAAUCAAUGCCAAAGUGGUACCAUUUGUAUGGGAGGUUGCGGCGCACCAGAUAACUGUAGUCGGCGUAAUGUUGUUCAAGCGGUAUUAUUUCCACUUCCAUAUGCUCAUAAACCUAAUAUAUUAACUACUGGGUUAAGUCAUAUAGAUACCAGCAAUGGUAAAAACACACGUUUAUCAGUUACCAAGGAAACCAUAACACCGUUUGGAUUCAAUGCUCGUUUCAACUCAUGGCAUGAUUCGAUUACCCAUCAAGCAUGUGUUGAUUGGCUGGCAUGCCCGUGA
This is a messenger RNA of Rotaria socialis, 381 nucleotides long. The record is from the annotation of a GenBank genome assembly. Lineage: Eukaryota; Metazoa; Rotifera; Eurotatoria; Philodinida; Philodinidae.